GAUCCUUUAGCUGAAGGCGUUCUAGUUUUAGGGGUGGGCGAUGGUUGUAAGCAACUUUCAACGUUUCUUCAAUGCAGCAAGGAAUAUAUUGUUACAGCUAAAUUUGGUGAAGCAACAGAUACAUAUGAUGCUGAAGGAACAGUCAUUCAGAAAUGUAAAACAGAACAUUUAAAUAAACAACUCAUUCAAGAUACUUUGCAAAAGUUUAAAGGUCAUAUCACUCAAACACCUCCUCUCUAUUCAGCUGUUCGACUACAAGGUAAAAGGCUAUAUGACUAUGCAAGAUUGAAACUAGAUUUACCAGAACCUAUCAAGACACGUCAAGUAUUUGUUGAAGAUAUUCAAUUAUUAGAUUUUCAUGAAAAUAGUUGUAAAAUACGUGUGGUUUGUGGAGGAGGAACAUAUAUAAGAAGUAUUGUACAUGACAUGGCUACUCAAAUGGAGACAUGUGCACAUGUAACAGCAUUAAUAAGAACAAGACAAGGUGAUUUCACAAUAGAUGAUGUGUAUAAAUUAGAAUGA
Molecule: messenger RNA, 522 nt
Organism: Cokeromyces recurvatus
Lineage: Eukaryota; Fungi; Mucoromycota; Mucoromycetes; Mucorales; Mucoraceae
Product: tRNA pseudouridine synthase B
Exons: 4
Biological process (GO): mRNA pseudouridine synthesis; tRNA modification
Cellular component (GO): mitochondrion
Molecular function (GO): pseudouridine synthase activity; RNA binding
Source: RefSeq, a predicted model, not a curated record